AUGGUGGGCAAUUUUAGCUACUAUGUUGAACCUAUUCUCAACUUGGCCAAUUUGCAGUACUACGGACCCAUCACUGUUGGGACUCCUGAACAGGCUCUUACCGUCCAAUUCGAUACUGGUUCUAGUGACCUGUGGGUACCACAAACGAUGUAUGAUUACCACACCUCGCAAACAUCUUCAAGCUCGACAACGCAGAGGGUGCUGGAGUACGGCAAGGGCGCGGUGUUUGGCAAUUUGACCAAUGACAGAGUGUGUCUGGGCCUCUCUGGUGAACUCUGUAUAUCGGGACAGAACUUCAUCUUGGCCUCGGCACAACGCGAUAUGAACAUGCGGUUUUUUGACGGAAUUCUGGGUCUUGCUUGGCCCGGUCUAUCUCGUACGGGAACGACAGUCUUGGAACACCUGAGUGAAAUCAUGGACUACCCGCUCAUUUCCUUCUCAUUCACUGACGAUCCUAUUUUUACAAUGUCUCUCGGAAGCACGGUCACUUUUGGUGCUAUCGAAGAGGAGAAUUACCGUAAAGGUACCUUUACAUGGGCGCCAGUCGUGGGGAAUCUCUGGUGGUCUAUCGAGGUCAGCAUUGGAGUACUGUCACCACCGUCGAAGGCAUCACCUAAGUCUAUUGGCAGUGCUAGCAAUUCGACGCCGGACUCGGGCUCAGUGAUGAUCUCGAAUCAGCAAGCAGCGCUCGAUACAGGCACAUCGUACAUCACUGUGCCAAGGAACGUAUUCCUACCGUUGCUCACUGCACUGGUCCCUCAUGAAGUGUUGAUGACUUGCAGUGUGCUCUUACCAGGCGGCUUUCUUACAUGUCCGUGUGGGGCUCAGAAUAGCGCGGGAACUAUGGUGAUCAUCAUACAGGGCAUGCGAUACACUGUCACGCCGACUGACUACUUCACCUUACCGACGCCACAGAAUGAGUGCAUGAUUGAGUUGCAGAUGAGUCCUGAUGGAUUACCUAUAAUACUAGGCGACACUUUUCUUAAGAAGCACUAUACUGUUUUCGAUGCUAAGGAGAGGCGUGUUGGAGUGGCGGUAUCAGCCUAUGGUGGUGUCUUUGGUGAUCUCGAUGGGAGUCGAAGUUCAAUGCCGAUCAGGGAAAAAGAGAACUCGGUUGACAGCUCCUAUCGGCUCUUCGGGGUUGUCCUCGUCACUGUACUGCUCGUACUCAGUGCCGCUUACCUGGUCCCUCGCUUCGUGAGCCGAUUCACUCACCGAUCAGCUCUGAAGCGUCCUCUGCUCGAGACAACCGAUGCACGAUAAGAUGACCUCUGAGGUAGGCGUAGAGUUGUAUUAUUUUUUUAUGACAACUAUAUCAUGAUCGGAGUUCUAUG
This is a messenger RNA of Perkinsus marinus ATCC 50983, 1334 nucleotides long. Its product is annotated as aspartyl protease, putative. The transcript has a single exon. Gene Ontology annotation, biological process: proteolysis. Bases 1 to 1263 code for a protein of 420 amino acids. The record is from RefSeq and is a predicted model, not a curated record. Gene Ontology annotation, molecular function: aspartic-type endopeptidase activity. NCBI's taxonomy places the organism in Eukaryota, Perkinsozoa, Perkinsida, Perkinsidae.